UAACCCCGCCCCUCUGCAGAGAGAACGGGAGCUCCAUUCAAACACACCAAACUCCGCGCCCCGGGAUGCGACUGUCGCUGUAGAAGAAGAGAAAGGCGACCGUAGCAGCAGAAAAGGCAGAAACACACCAUUAACCUCCAAAAAUCACGGACAUUCAGCGACACAGCCGGGUACAAGGCAGUCAGCAGCAGUAACACUCUCACUGAGCGCAGUCUGCUAGCGGGAGGCUAACGGCUAACAGCACCGACAUGGCGAGCGCCUCAUACCACAUCUCCAAUCUGCUGGAGAAAAUGACCUCCAGUGACAAAGAUUUCAGGUUUAUGGCCACUAAUGACCUGAUGACCGAGCUCCAAAAAGAUUCAAUCAAACUGGACGACGACAGCGAGAGGAAGGUGGUGAGGAUGAUCCUCAAACUGUUGGAAGACAAGAAUGGAGAAGUUCAGAAUUUGGCUGUUAAAUGCCUGGGUCCUCUGGUCAGUAAGGUGAAGGAGUACCAGGUGGAGACGAUCGUGGACACUUUGUGCACCAACAUGCUGUCAGACAAAGAACAGCUCAGAGAUAUUUCUUCCAUCGGACUCAAAACUGUGAUCGGAGAGUUACCUCCAGCCUCCAGCGGAUCAGCUUUAGCCGCCAGUGUUUGUAAGAAAAUAACGGGCCGAUUGACAAGCGCCAUCGCCAAACAGGAAGACGUGUCUGUGCAGCUGGAGGCGCUCGACAUCAUGGCUGACAUGCUUUGCAGACAAGGCGGUCUGUUGGUGAACUUCCAUCCCUCCAUCCUCAGCUGUCUGCUCCCUCAGCUCACCUCCCCCAGACUGGCUGUCAGAAAGAGGACCAUUAUGGCUCUGGGACACCUGGUGAUGUCCUGCGGGAACCUGGUCUUCAUCGAUCUGAUCGAGCACCUCCUGACCGAGCUGGGGAGAAACGACAACAUGUCGACCACCAGGACGUACAUCCAGUGCACAGCGGCCAUCAGCAGACAGGCUGGACACAGGAUCGGAGAAUAUCUGGAGAAAAUCAUCCCUCUGGUUGUGAAGUUCUGUAACGUGGACGACGACGAGCUCAGAGAGUACUGCAUCCAGGCCUUCGAGUCCUUCGUCAGGAGGUGUCCCAAAGAAGUUUACCCCCACGUUCCCACAGUCAUCUCCAUCUGUCUGCGCUACCUGACCUACGAUCCCAACUACAACUUUGACGAUGAAGACGAGGAUGACAACGCCAUGGACGCUGAGCAGAAUGAUGAAGACUACCAAGGCAGCGACGAUGAGUACAGCGACGAUGACGACAUGAGCUGGAAGGUUCGGAGGGCGGCAGCUAAGUGUCUGGACGCCGUGGUUUCCACCCGUCACGAGAUGCUCCCGGAGUUUUAUCGCUCCGUCUCUCCUGCACUCGUCUGCCGCUUCAAGGAGCGGGAGGAGAACGUGAAGGCCGACGUUUUCCACGCAUACCUGUCACUGCUUAAGCAGACCAGACCGGCUCAGAGCUGGCUGGCUGAUCCGGAUGCCAUGGAGCAGGGAGAGACGCCGCUAACGAUGCUACAGAGCCAGGUGCCCAUGAUAGUGAAAGCUCUUCACAAACAGCUGAAGGAGAAAAGUGUGAAAACUCGUCAGUGUUGUUUCAACAUGUUGACCGAGCUGGUGAACGUCCUCCCAGGAGCCCUGACUCAGCACAUUCCAGUUCUAAUACCAGGGAUCAUUUUUUCUCUCAACGACAAGUCAAGCAGCUCCAACCUGAAGAUCGACGCUCUCGCCUGCCUCCACGUCAUUAUGGUCACACACCCCGCCCACGCCUUCCACCCCCACGUCCCUGCCCUCGUCCCGCCCGUGGUGGCGUGCGUGGGAGACCCCUUUUACAAGAUCACCUCUGAGGCUUUGCUCGUCACGCAGCAGCUCGUUAAGGUGAUCCGACCUCUGGAUAACCAACCAGAGGGCUCCGACAGCUUCGACCCCUCGCCAUACAUCAGUGACCUUUUCACGUGUACGAUCAAGCGCCUGAAGGCCGCCGACAUCGACCAGGAAGUUAAAGAACGAGCCAUUUCCUGCAUGGGGCAGAUCAUCUGUAACCUAGGUGACCGGCUGCCCACCGAGCUUCCAGGAACGCUGCUGAUCUUCUUGGAGCGCCUGAAGAAUGAGAUCACGCGGCUGACGACGGUGAAGGCCCUGACGCUGAUCGCCGGCUCUCCCCUGAAAAUCGACCUGAGGCCGGUUCUUCCCGACGCAGUUCCCAUCCUCGCCUCCUUCCUCCGAAAGAACCAGCGAGCUCUGAAGCUCUGCACGCUGGCCGCUCUGGACAUCCUGCUCAGAAACUACAGUUCCGCAGUGACUCCCGUCAUGGUGGACGCCGUCCUGGCCGAGCUGCCCCCCCUCAUCUCUGAGAGCGACAUGCACGUGUCUCAGAUGGCGCUGAGCUUCCUGUCCACGCUGGCGGUGACUCACCCGUCCUCACUGGGUCAGCUGAGCGGAGGGAACAUCCUCCAGCAGCUCAUCGCACUGGUUCGAUCCCCGCUGCUACAGGGAGGGGCGCUGGCCGCCAUGUUGGACUUCUACCAGGCUCUGGUGGCCACCGACACUCCUGGUCUGGGCUACAUGGACCUGCUGAGGAUGCUGACGGGUCCGGUUUACUCUCAGAGCGCCGCGCUGCCUCACAAACAGGCUUACUGCUCCAUUGCUAAAUGUGUGGCCGCUCUGACCAGAGCCUGUCCCACCGAGGGCCCCGCUGUGGUGGGCCAGUUCAUCCAGGAUGUGAAGAACAGCCGUUCCACAGACUCCAUCAGGCUGCUCGCGCUGCUCUCAUUGGGCGAAGUGGGACACCAUGUGGACCUCAGCGGCCAACCAGAGCUGAAGACGGUCAUCCUGGAUGCUUUCUCCUCCUCCAGUGAAGAGGUGAAGUCUGCAGCCUCGUACGCUCUGGGCAGCAUCGCCGUGGGGAAUCUUCCGGAAUAUCUGCCCUUCGUCCUGCAGGAGAUCUCCUCCUCCAAGAGGCAGUACCUGCUGCUGCACUCACUCAAAGAGAUUAUCAGUUCGGCGUCCGUGUCCGGGUUGAAGCCGUACGUUGAGUCUGUCUGGUCUCUGCUGCUCAAACACUGCGAGUGUCAGGAGGAAGGAACCAGGAACGUAGUGGCCGAGUGUUUGGGCAAACUGACGCUGAUCGACCCUGAAACCCUGCUGCCCCGCCUCAAGGGAUACCUGCUGUCAGGUUCAUCAUAUGCCAGGAGCUCCGUGGUAACAGCGGUGAAAUUCACCAUCUCUGAUCAGCCACAGCCCAUCGACCCUCUGCUGAAGAACUGCAUAGGUGAUUUCCUAAAGACAUUGGAGGAUCCGGACCUAAAUGUGCGACGGGUUGCCUUGGUAACGUUUAACUCCGCAGCCCACAAUAAACCUAGUCUAAUCCGAGAGCUGCUGGACUCGGUUUUACCGCAACUUUACAACGAGACCAAAGUGAGGAAGGAGCUUAUUCGAGAGGUGGAGAUGGGUCCCUUCAAACACACGGUGGAUGAUGGGCUGGACUUGAGAAAGGCUGCGUUCGAGUGCAUGUACACCCUGCUGGACAGCUGCCUGGACCGACUUGACAUCUUCAUCUUCCUGAACCACGUAGAGGACGGCCUCAAGGACCAUUACGAUAUCAAGAUGCUGACGUUCCUGAUGCUGGCCCGCCUGUCGUCACUGUGUCCCAGUGCUGUUCUGCAGAGACUGGACAGACUGGUGGAGCCACUGAGAGCCACCUGCACCACCAAGGUGAAGGCGAACUCGGUGAAGCAAGAGUUUGAGAAGCAGGACGAGCUGAAGCGGUCAGCGAUGCGAGCUGUCGUCGCGCUGCUUACGAUCCCUGAGGCUGAGAAGUCGCCGCUGAUGUCAGAAUUCCAAUCCCAGAUCUCGUCCAAUCAGGAGCUGGCGGCCAUCUUCGACUCCAUCCAGAGAGACUCCAGCUCGGCCAACAUGGAAUCCAUGGACACCAGCUAAAAACACAGACAGAAAAAAUUCCCACGAUGCAACACGGCACCACCCCGCUGCUGGAGCGCUAACCCUGCAGCAUGUUUCCAUGACAACAGGACGCAGACACACACACAAACACACACACACACACAGAUGUAGUGACACACCUUCUCCUAGCGACCGAUCGUUCCAUGAUGCAUUGCACUGAAAUCAGCUGUUGGGAAAGAAAAGAGGAAGAGUGAUGGACAGCUCUCAUACGGACAAAACAGAAAAAAACUAAGUUAGAGAAAUAAAAAAUUCCAGAAAAAUAAUUUCCAUAUGAGGCUUGGAAGCUCCCCCCUCGCUGUUUUUUUUUUUUUUUUUUUAUGAGAUCAUCUGAUAAGCUGAUCUCCUUGUGCAUCAUCAUUCCUCUGUUUUGAAAAAAAUUCUUUCUUUUCAUAAUUCCAAAAGUUCUACAGGUACUGUAACCUGACUGGCCGCUGCUGAGAGACUGACAGCGUGUUAUCAAAACUGACCAAUAGGGGAACAGCCUUUCCCGCCUGAAGCUGUGGGAGAAUGGGAGGAGGUUUGCUCUGGAAUUUCUUUUUUGUUUUGUUUUUGUUUUUGGUGGGGUUUUUUGCGAAUGAUGUAGGGAACCAGUAGGAGGGUUUUUGGGAAAGGAAAGAUGGGCGGGGUUUCACUGUUUGUGGACCAAUCAGCAUCUCUGUUUCCCCCUGAGCCAACAGACCGGCCCUCUACUUCUUCACUACUGGGAGAGAGGGAUGAAUGGAAGGAAAGGAAGGAAGAAGGAAAGAGAGAAGAGAGAUUAUUGGACCAUAUUACAUUUGACCAAACCUGACUGGACACUGGCUGUUGCCAUGGUAACAUAGUGUAAAACAAAGUAACCAUUUUUUUUGUUGGCUGUUCUGUGAGUCAGGCGGCUUCAAACCGGUUCAAGCUGGUUCCGUCUGGUCAGCUCCAGUUUUGAUAUUAAAGUUCUGCUAGUUCUGCUUGGUCUGAUGUGGUUAAACUGAGUGCAGACUGGUUUAAUCCGGUUUGGUACAGUCUGGUCAGGACAAUCCACUGUUGUUUGUUGCCCAAGAAAAAUAAAAAGGUCCAUUUCUGCCUGCCUUCA
Melanotaenia boesemani (Boeseman's rainbowfish) is the source of this 5040-nucleotide messenger RNA. It is a transcript of the gene cand1, whose product is annotated as cullin-associated and neddylation-dissociated 1. Gene Ontology annotation, cellular component: nucleus. NCBI's taxonomy places the organism in Eukaryota, Metazoa, Chordata, Actinopteri, Atheriniformes, Melanotaeniidae. The record is from RefSeq and is a predicted model, not a curated record. The transcript has 26 exons. Bases 249 to 3953 code for a protein of 1234 amino acids. Gene Ontology annotation, biological process: protein ubiquitination; SCF complex assembly.